UCCCGCGUUUGCCUUUGCCUGACACAACGACUGUCGCCGCCCGCCAUUCGCCAUAUUCGUUUUCACUCUGCGCAUUUGUCACUUGUCAUUCGCCAUUGCCUCGUUGCUCACGUCGCUGUCUGCCUUCGUCCGGUGUCGCACUCGAAUUCGUUUACCGCUUCGUUUAAAUCUUGACAUUUAUCCGCGUCCAUACACCGUCGCCAUCAUGCCCAGCCCAAUGAAGAAAGUACGCAAAUGCACCGAAGAAAACGUUUUGGCUUUCUCCAAACUCACCGAACACGGUUUCCAGCCCACCAAGGGUAGCGAACACGCGGCCGGUUACGACCUCAGGAGUGCCUAUUCAUAUGUUGUGAAAGCCCACGGAAAAGAGCUGAUCAAAACCGACAUCCAGAUUAAAGUUCCCCAAGGUACCUAUGGUCGUGUCGCUCCACGUUCUGGUCUUGCUUGGAAAAAUUUCAUCGAUGUUGGUGCUGGUGUGAUUGACAGUGAUUAUAGAGGAAACGUAGGUGUCAUACUAUACAACCAUUCUGAUGAAGACUUCAUAGUAAAUAAGGGUGAUAGAGUUGCCCAACUUAUCUGCGAGAUGAUAGUUUAUCCAGAAGUAGUUGAGUUUAAGACAUUGGAUGAGACUGAUCGAGGUGAAGGUGGUUUUGGAUCUACGGGCACUAAUUAAAAUUUCCAAUUAUGUAUUCUGUUGUGGAUUGAGUUUUUAUCAAAAUAUUGUGAUACUUAAUUAAAUUAAUCUCUUUUUGUUAAGCUAUGUAAACAUGGACCCUUAUGUGAUCCGUAAACCUGACGUAAUUUAUAAGUUAAUUGGUAAAAGAGAUAACUUAUAAGUUUUUUCUGUAAUAAUUAUUAUUUAAUUUAUAUCAUUUACAUACAAUUUGUAAUUUAUCCUAAUACAUUAAAACAAUAUAACAUUUUUAAUAUUAGU
Molecule: messenger RNA, 934 nt
Organism: Acyrthosiphon pisum (pea aphid)
Lineage: Eukaryota; Metazoa; Arthropoda; Insecta; Hemiptera; Aphididae
Gene: dUTPase
Product: Deoxyuridine triphosphatase
Biological process (GO): dUTP catabolic process; dUMP biosynthetic process
Molecular function (GO): dUTP diphosphatase activity; magnesium ion binding
Source: RefSeq, marked provisional